Molecule: messenger RNA, 1990 nt
Organism: Culex pipiens pallens (northern house mosquito)
Lineage: Eukaryota; Metazoa; Arthropoda; Insecta; Diptera; Culicidae
Exons: 2
Coding region: 2-1990 (662 amino acids)
Biological process (GO): proteolysis
Molecular function (GO): zinc ion binding; nucleic acid binding; aspartic-type endopeptidase activity
Source: RefSeq, a predicted model, not a curated record
UAUGGAUAACGGACGAAAGCUGAAUGAAUUCUUAAAGGAAGUUGAGUUCAACGCGCGUUCGGAACACUUUUCCGAGGAUGAACUGUUUCUGAGUGCUCACCACCUGUUCACUCAUAAGGCACGUGCGUGGUUUAUGGAGGUGAAUGGAAACAACGAAUUGGGUUCUUGGAGGAAAUUAGUAGAGGAGUUGAAAGCAGAGUUCUUACCUGUCGACAUGGAUUAUGUUUACGAGCGUCAAGCCAGCAACCGUAAACAAGGUGCUAGAGAGAAGUUCCAGGACUUUUACUUGGACAUGGUCCGGAUCUUCAGGAAUAUGUCGAGUCCUUGGGAUGAUAAGCGGAAGUUCGAGGUGCUUUUCCGAAACACGCGUGAGGAGUGCCAAAUCGCCAUGCUUGCCGCUAACAUCUCCGACAUUCCUAAAAUGAAAGAGUUUUGUAAGAAGUUUGACGCUAUAAACGGGAACAUGUUUCGACAGAGGAAGGAGAGGUUUUCCUCAAAUUCAGUGAGGAUUGACGAGAUUAAAGAACAACAACAACAUUUCCACAACAGUAAAAACAACAGACAGUUUUUCCAGCAGAAGCAGAACAAUUCUGGUGGAAUCCGACACCAGAACCGGAACCAGGACAAACCGAAACAAGAGACACAGAAGCGUGAGCAGAACGAAAGCUCACAAGAAAGCAGAGAGCAUCAGAAUCGUGAGGAACCAAGGAGGGAGUACAGACCGGAACAGGAAACUAAACAAACACAACGGAGUUCAGCAUCGGUGUUAAGCGGAAUCAAAGCCUUGCAGCGGAUUGUGAAUGCUUACAUUCCUGUGAAGCGGGGUGUUUGCUAUAAUUGCCACGAGCCAGGCCAUGGUUUUGCUGAUUGUCCGAUGGAGCUGAAUCUCUUUUGCGAGCGUUGCAGUUUUCCAGGUUUCGAAACCGGAAGUUGUCCGUUUUGUGAGUCAAAACCAAAACGGGACUGCUCAGUAAGACGAAGCAGGCGGAAACAGAUUCCACCUGAACCUCACGAUUCCAGCGAGGAGAAUCCAGCAGAAAUUUUAGAUCAGCUCGGCUAUUCACGGGUUAGAAGAGAAGUUGCGGGGGAGUCUGAGAUUGCAUCGAUGCUCAUCACCCUCAGUAACGACUCUAGGCCGUUUGUGAAGGUUGACAUGAUGGGAAUUUCUGUAAUUGGAUUGCUCGACAGCGGAGCACAACGAACAGUUAUCGGAGGGAGAAAACUGAUGAAGGAUUUACAACUUAAACUUAAACCCACAACUACAACCCUGAAGACAGCAGCAGGACAAGAUUUGGAAGUGCUAGGAAGUACAGACAUUCCAAUAACGUUCAACGGAGUUACGAGGAUUCUACCGGUCCUAGUCGCACCGAAGCUGGCACGGAGAUGUAUCUUGGGAUAUGAUUUCUGGCAGCGAUUCGGAAUUAGGCCAAGCACGUACGAGUUCGUCGAUGCGAUCGACGAAACGGAAGAAGUCAACGUAGAAGAGGAAGAACAUUUCAGUGAAGAGCAGUUACAGCAGUUGGAGGAGGUCAAGAAGUUGUUUUUAGUUGCACGUCCAGGAAGUUUUGGCAAAACGGAUCUGAUCGAGCAUAAGAUCGAGAUCAAGGAGGAGUUUCGGGGAGCGGAUCCUGUGAGGAAGAACCCGUAUCCUUGGAGUCCGGAAAUACAAGGGAAAAUUCAUCGAGCUGUGGACGCCAUGCUGGAGAACAACAUUAUUGAACCGUCCGACUCUGACUGGGCUUUAUCGGUGGUACCGGUGAAGAAGAGAGACAGCGAAGACGUCAGGCUGUGCCUAGACGCCCGGAAGCUGAAUGAGCGAACCAAGAGGGAUGCAUAUCCUCUCCCCCAUCAAAACAGGAUUUUAAGCCAUUUAGGUCCAUUUAAAUAUCUGUCAACGAUCGACUUGAGUCAAGCUUUUCUGCAGGUGCCCCUGAAUGAGGAUUCGCAGAUGGACUCAGGCCUAACCCAGAUCGAGUUCAAGCGAUUCUAG